This is a messenger RNA of Ambispora gerdemannii, 674 nucleotides long. NCBI's taxonomy places the organism in Eukaryota, Fungi, Glomeromycota, Glomeromycetes, Archaeosporales, Ambisporaceae. The record is from the annotation of a GenBank genome assembly.
AUGAAUGGCAUUGUGAAUAAUUUCUCCCAAUAUGCCUUCUUUCUAAUGAUACAUGUCUCUGAUAAUGAUUUCAAUGGUAAUGAAAUCAGCCAAGAACUAGAAAAUCAAAUCCUUACAAUUUCCACGGAUCGAUAUGCCGAAGAAAAACGCAAAAUUUUAGUAUUGUACAAGGAUACCCAAAAAAAGACGGGUCAAAGGGCGCGUGAUACAUUGAAUAAGCGUAACGCUUCACCUUCACCCAUACUAUCCUUAUUUGCAGAAGAGAUUAAUGAAAAUGACAUAUGUGAAAUGCGCGCAUUUGCUUGCGACGUCGAUAACUUCUUUAAAGAGCAUUUACGCGACCUCUCAGAGUUGGAUCAAUCCGAAGAGUUCACUCAGCAACGUAUCAGACAGCAGAUUGAAGAUAAUGAUAUCUCAAUCCAUGAUUUUUUGGCAGGAAUUAGUUAUUCUUGCAAAGGUCAUGGUUACGAGGACAUUACUGUUUCUCAAAAACUUUAUUCCGUUGACAUCAAGACUCGGAGAACGCCUACCGAACUUGGGCAACAGAAGGAGAGACUAUGCAAAUGUCCUAGCUUCAAGAAUGACGGAUCCAAACCGUCAACUACUUGCCAUUUCUAUUAUCGGCUUAGAGAGCUCAGGCAAGUCUACCUUGUUGAAUUACCUCUUCAAAUGCG